This is a messenger RNA of Aspergillus bombycis, 603 nucleotides long. RefSeq lists its product as uncharacterized. Lineage: Eukaryota; Fungi; Ascomycota; Eurotiomycetes; Eurotiales; Aspergillaceae. The coding region runs from base 1 to 603 and encodes 200 amino acids. The record is from RefSeq and is a predicted model, not a curated record. The transcript has a single exon.
AUGGAAGAAAGUGAUAGCUCUCAAUUAGAGAAUGUAUAUCGCGAACUCGCUGCGAAAUCAAGGCCAACGCCUAGCCGCUACAAACCCCAGGCCCCUGAUUUCUCUAACCUGAAGGAAACUUGGCCUUCUUUUCCAAUGGGUACGACUGCCAGUACUGCUGAGGUUGUUGAAAAGCUAUCUUUUCUAAGUGGCCGCUUUCCAAAUGGCUAUAUUCCGCCUUACGAAUUGGGCAUGCGGCUCUUCAGGGGACAAUUCGUUCAGUUUCUCGACGAGGAGGAAAAGGCACAGGCUAUAGCAGACGCGAAGAAACUCUCCCAGCAGCGUGCAGACAAAUACUCGCAGCGGAAAGGCGAUUUAGUAGAACCCAAGGACGUCGGCUUCGUUCCGAUGAGUGCAGAGUACAGGAAGUCUUUGGUACAGUCCUACAUCCAAGGAGCUUAUCCCAAACUCAGUACUGAAGAAGCUGCCCAAUCGCCUGUUCUCAGCGAGGUGACGAAGAAUCUUAGAAAUAACGAGUCUUACCAGGCGGCCGGUAAGAGCUCCCAAUUUGUUGCCAAAGUGGAAUCGCUCCUCUCUUCGGCUCGCCCCGUGAGGCGAGCCUAA